This is a messenger RNA of Prunus armeniaca (apricot), 327 nucleotides long. Lineage: Eukaryota; Viridiplantae; Streptophyta; Magnoliopsida; Rosales; Rosaceae. The record is from the annotation of a GenBank genome assembly.
AUGGCCAAAGACGAUGAAUCUAUUGUUGCUUCUAAUAUUGCGUAUGUUGUCGUUCAAUCUCACAACAUGGCAAGAGAAAAAAUGGGGUAUAUUCGUGGCAAAGAGAAGGCACCCCCCGAGACAAAUCCCAAGUACGACAAGUGGUAUGUUGAAAACCAGAAAGUCAAGAGUUGGUUGUUGACCUCCAUGACACCAGAAAUUAUGAAGUGUUACAUCUCUCUAAAGACGACGAGUGAGAUUUGGGAUGCCCUUUCAAUGAUGUUCUUUGAUGGAACUGAUGAAAUUCGCGUGUUUGCCUUGAGUCAAAAGGCGUUUGCUAUCAAAUAG